Penicillium odoratum is the source of this 3993-nucleotide messenger RNA. Its product is annotated as nucleoporin Nup120/160. Gene Ontology annotation, molecular function: structural constituent of nuclear pore. The transcript is spliced from 3 exons. Lineage: Eukaryota; Fungi; Ascomycota; Eurotiomycetes; Eurotiales; Aspergillaceae. The record is from RefSeq and is a predicted model, not a curated record. Bases 1 to 3993 code for a protein of 1330 amino acids. Gene Ontology annotation, cellular component: nuclear pore.
AUGGCGAAGAUUUACAAGGAUACCAGGGUCGAUCUCCGACCAUUUUCGCCUACCACAGUCGCCAAUAUCCACGUUUCCCCCGAGAGCGCGGUUCGACGGACACGCUUUUCGAUCUCAUCCACACCAGAUCACGAACCCCCCAUCGCGAAAGACGAAGACGAAUUCUCGAAACGCUACCUCGCGACACAAGGCACGGUCUAUUUCCGCAAGCGCAAGUCUUACCCGAGAACGUUUGUGUGGAGGGUUGUCAAUGACAACAAGGUGUUGGAGAUUCAAUGCGCGGAUCUCACCAAGGCUGGCUCAGAGCAAUUUGAAUACAAUGUUACUCUCCGAUUGAACUUCCCGGAUGAGAUUCUCCCGUCGUGUGUUACCCUGGCGGAUCAUGAGGACCACGAAAUUCUCAGCGUGUUUGUGAUUACGGCCUCGAAACAACUGCACACAUUCUCGCUCCGCCCGGAGUUCUUCAGAAGACCCGAAUCGAUUGACGACAACGUAUCCGACUGGUGCAAAACAUGUGAUCCUGCGCCUCUUUCCUUUUCUCACCCCCACCGACUUCAUGCCAGCAGUCCGCUCGAACUGUUCAUCUCUCUCGACAACGGUGCCCUCUUGCGAUUGACUCGCAGAGCUGGAGAUGAUGGCUCACAUUGGACCCCGUUGACUUUCGACGAACGAACUUGGGGCGCCUCGAUCCGCGGUCUAGUGAAAUGGAAUCUACCCUCCUCGCUUCGAUACAAGGAACGAAACCGGGACCGAAGCCUUGAUUUAAAUACCGCCAACGCCAUUGCCACGACAUCUGAUGAGACAUACGUCUUCGCUGUUUGCCUGAACCACACAUUGAAGAUCUGGAAUCUGGCGACGAAUAAGUUGGUCGCGACAAAGGAUCUCUUGGGCCAUGCAAUUGAUCCUGAUGUUCAACCGCAAACCUUGAACCCUGCCGAGACCUCUUUCAUUCGGGUCUUUAAUGCUGAGAGGGCCAUGGAUGGAAACCAUCGCUAUUAUGUGGUGACAUACUCUCCAUUUGACGAGGGACGGUUCAAGUUCUGGGCUGUUAAAGGAGGCCUCACAUCUGAUUUGGUUAUCGAAGAUCUCUAUGCAGAUGAAGCUUUCAAGCCAGUGGAUCCCGAUGUAACGGGCAAUAUGUUCUGGAGCAUCGCCGACUUCCAGGUCAAGUCCAUGGAUGAAGGCAAGGGAAUGGAGCUGUGGGUUCUCUGGAGAAAUCACGGUCUCUAUCAGCUAUACACUCUUCAUUUUGAUCUCCAGACCUUGGUGACCGACUGGGCAAGCAAUUGGGUCUCAACAACAUUCGAGGCAUAUCGACAGGAGCCACUGCCUGCUCCGACAUUGGACGAUGUAGUGGAUCCAACAGAACGAUGGCUGGAAUAUCUUCUACACCCGAAUCGCUAUCUGCCAGAGGUUCUCCAGACUGCUUUGGCGAUUUACCAGGAAGCCCUAAAACCUUUGUCAUCUACCUCGGCUGUGGUUCUAAAGAAGGAUGUCUCGUUGGCAGAAAGACUUUGCUCCACUAUCACAGCCACGGUUUCCCUGCGUAAAUACUCUGAAGAUGAGAUGGGGUACAGUCGGUACCGAACGGACACAGAUGCAAAGUGGCGCCAGUUCUGGCAGGUUGCGGACGACUUAAACAAGCGCAGAUUCGAGCCGGUGUCUCUCGCCUACGAUUCCUACUUUGAAAUGCCCUGGCUUCUUCUCUCCGAUGCUUGUGCUGUGGUUCGGGAAUGCAAUACAACGGAAUUACUCGUGCAUAACUCCGGCUCUGAACUUGCCGAGGAAAAGCCUAAGAUCGCCGAUCGAUGGAGGCACCGAAAUCUGAGUGCUGAGCUUGGGACUUUGUACGAGCAAGCAUCAUCGCUGGUGAAGGUCGCUUCGGACUUCCGGAAGCGAUUCUCUGCAGAGCUUGACGCUGCUUGCCGGGCCGCUCUUGAUAUUGAGAUCUAUAAUGAGCCAUCGUCAUCAAUCACCGACCGCAUGGAUUCAUUCCGUGAGCGCUGCGAGUUUGCGGAUCGAAUUUCCAACAAGACAUUCGACGGCCUAGUUGCAGCUUUGAACGAAAACUUGGAUGCCGAGAACUUACCUGGGGACGCUUUCUAUGCCGUCAUUGAAACUGUCCCCCUUGGGUUCAAUGGAAAAGACUCGGAACUUCUCUCAACCUCCUUUGGUGCGCGAGUUCUUGUCAGUGGUUCCCUUGAGACAAUUCUUCUGAACCGUCGGAUCCUUUACGAUAUGUUAAUCUUGGUUUCAUUUGUGGAUGGCGAAAUCGAACAGGGCGGGCGCUCCAGCUUUGACGCUGCUGGCCUGUUCUCUGCCCUCGUUGACAUUCUCCGUGAAUAUGAAAUGAUGUACUGGUUGAGCUCGAAUGUCCGAAAACGCGCCGACCAGCCUGCAGACACUCGCGCGGACACUUCAAACCCAGUAUUUUCCUUAAAGGAUUCUAAAUUAAGGACCAAGAACCAAAGGACGGUGACUAUCCUCGAGGAUCUCUUUGUUACAGACAUCAAACCCCGCCAAGCAAUUGGAUUGCCACAGAGCUAUACAUUGACUCUGGGCAUUCGGGACGUCUUAGCCUGGGUCACCCGACCAGGCGAGGUGACAUACGCCAAUGCUUUGGCUUAUAUCCAAUGCGAUCUCAUUGCGAAGAAUGACAUUGACCUUGCAUGGGAUUUCCAUCGUUUCCAAGCAAGCACGUCCUGGGCUACUUAUGUUAAGGGACGCUUGCAUGUGGCGAUGUCGGAGUUUGAUACUGCCGCAAUUUACUUCCGGAAGGCAGCAUACCUGCUUUCUUGCGGCAAACCCCUAGGUAACCUUCAUGAAAUGUCCUCAACGCUCCUGGAUCUUGUUUCUGUGAAUUGCUUCCACAAUGGCAUCCCCAGAUACUACCAGCACAUUCUCUCUGUCUUCGAACGAGUGCGGUCCUUUUCACAUGUCGCUGACUUCGCCGGCCUGGCGCUGCAGGCCCUCGACUCCGAAGCAUGGGCUGAGCAGGACCCCGAGUACUCAAGUACGCGGACGGAUUUGCUUUCCCGGCUGUUCCACGCAUCUCUCAAGACCUGCCAGUUCGACCAGGCAUACUCUGCCUUGGCGCGAUACCAAGAUCUUGCGCUGCAGAGAUCCGCCCUCAGCUCACUUAUCUCCACUAUUCUUACCGUCUCCGGGCCUGGACCCACUGGUCUCAAGCAGAUCCUCCGCUUCCCUACCUCUCUCGUGCCCAAUAUUGCUUCUUACAUCGAUGAAGUCCUCGUCUCACUCGCUCACAAACAAAACACCUUCCACUCAUGGCUGGACAUUGACAGCAAUGAGGCUGAUAGCUUGCCCGACUACCACCGCAUUCUGCAAGCAUACCGCAUCGCCCGCAGCGACUACCGCGGCGCGGCGGAAAUUGCAUACCGCAAUGUCCAACGCCUCCGCCACGCCAGAGAUGCCCCCUCAUCCGCCAUUGCUCGCAAGGGCAAGAAGGAAGUCGAGGAAGCCGUGAUUCCAGAAGACGACCAAGAGAGCAAAGAGAUCCGCCAUGAGCUGUUGUCCCUGAUCAAUCUCUUGGCCUCAGUCGACAAGAGUGAAGCCUACAUACUCGUUGAGAUUGGGCCAUUGUCAUCUUCUGGUUCGAUUUCUGAUUCUUCACACACCCGUCGACCAAGCCAUCAAGCCGACAGUGACGGAAACGUCUUCAUGGACGAUGCGGAUAAUACGGGAUCGCCUGUCGCUUCCAAGACAAGAAGUCGUUCUACCAGCGUUGCCUCAUUUGUAUCCGGUGAUCGCAGAGGAAGCCGUUCUUCUAUCGGCGGUGGGCGCAAUGGUGUCUCAUUCAAACCUGCCACCGAAAGACCCCUAGAGCGUGUUAUCGUUACCCUUGAACACCUGCGUCGCGAAUACCAAUCCGAGCUGGAUCGCGUCAGCCGCAUCGAGCGUGGUGACUGGGAGUUCGGUCUAUUGGGGGAAGACGAGGAGACUGAUAACGAUGAAACGAUGGUCCUCUCAUAG